Molecule: messenger RNA, 3045 nt
Organism: Clarias gariepinus (North African catfish)
Lineage: Eukaryota; Metazoa; Chordata; Actinopteri; Siluriformes; Clariidae
Gene: glb1l
Product: galactosidase, beta 1-like
Exons: 16
Coding region: 110-1981 (623 amino acids)
Biological process (GO): carbohydrate metabolic process
Cellular component (GO): vacuole
Molecular function (GO): beta-galactosidase activity
Source: RefSeq, a predicted model, not a curated record
CAUGUGAUCAGCGCACAGAGAGAAGCGCAGCUGUAACACACACACACACACACACACACACACGUGCUUCAUUAAUGCGCUUAUUAGGGGUUUAGGGUUAAUUACAGACAUGACGUCACGGGCACUGAGUGUGUGCGCGUGUGUGUUUAUCACCGCGGGAAUGAUGAUUGUGUCGACGGAGCGCUCGUUCUCUAUAGACUACACUAACGACUGCUUCCUGAGAGACGGACAGAGUUUCCGCUACGUCUCCGGCAGCGUGCAUUAUUCCCGCGUCCCGCGCUGCUACUGGAAGGACAGACUGAUGAAGAUGUACAUGAGCGGCCUUAACGCCAUCCAGGUGUAUGUGCCCUGGAACUUCCAUGAGCCAGUGCAGGGUGUCUACCACUUUGAUGGAGACAGAGAUCUGGAGUAUUUCCUCCAUCUGGCCAAUGAGACGGGCCUGCUGGUGGUCCUGAGGCCCGGACCCUACAUUUGCGCCGAGUGGGAGAUGGGAGGUCUUCCUGCAUGGCUGCUCCAUAACAGUAAUGUUCUCCUGCGCUCAGCAGAUCCAGAGUUCAUGCAGGCUGUAGGUGAUUGGUUAUCUGUGCUGCUCACUAAGAUGCGUCCGUGGCUCUAUCAGAACGGCGGAAACAUCAUCAGCGCGCAGGUGGAAAAUGAGUACGGCAGUUACUUUGCCUGUGAUCAUAACUACAUGCGGUCCCUUCGACUGCUGUUCCGGAACUUUCUGGGGAAGGACGUGGUUCUGUUCACCACGGACGGAAACACGGAUAGAGAGCUGGCGUGUGGAAGCCUGCAGGGGCUGUACGCCACCAUCGACUUCGGCACCGACACAAACAUCAGUGAGGCUUUCCUUCGCCAACGGAGAUUUGAGCCCAAGGGCCCUCUGGUGAACUCAGAGUUUUACACAGGGUGGCUGGAUCACUGGGGAGACGACCACGCCUCCGUCCACACACACAAUGUCAGUAAGAUGUUGAGAGACAUGCUGAGCAUGGGCGCUAACGUCAACAUGUACAUGUUUGAAGGAGGGACAAACUUCGGUUACUGGAACGGAGCUGAUCAUGACACACGGUUCCGUCCUGUAGUGACGAGUUAUGAUUACGAUGCUCCGCUAUCAGAAGCUGGAGACCCGACUGACAAACUGCUGGCCAUUAGGGACGUCAUUAAAGAAUUUCGGGAUAUUCCAGUAGGGCCGAUGCCUCCACCUGUACCAAAGAUGGCAUAUGGCUUUGUGGCGCUACAAAAGAUUGGUAAUAUCAGCGAUUUGUUGGAGAUCUUAUCACCCCAGGGUCCCAUCAGGUCUCUAAAGCCGCUAACAUUCGAGGAGAUCAAGCAUUACUAUGGAUACGUGCUCUAUCGGACACGGUUGCCGCGGGACAUUCUGGAUCAAACACCCCUGAUCUCACCACUAAAUGGCAUCCAUGACCGUGCCUAUGUAUCUGUGAAUGGGGUGUAUCAGGGUGUGAUGGAGAGAGACGUUACACUGGUGAUAAAUGUGACGGGGCGUGAGGGAGAUCAGCUGGACCUUUUAGUGGAGAACAUGGGCAGAGUGAACUUUGGACCUAAAAUCAACGACUACAAGGGCAUCCUGGGAAACAUUAUUCUGGGUAACGACGUCCUCUCUGAUUGGUUGAUUUUUCCUCUGGAUAUUGACAGCGUGAUUAUGAACGGCUGGCCGCAGUCUGGAUGGAAGUCUGAUGUAAAAGUCAGAGAAGACAAUGGACCCAGUAUUUAUUUUGGCAUUUUAAAACCUAAUGGUAUCUCCAGAGACACCUUCAUUAAACUUCCUGGCUGGACAAAGGAAGAAGCUCCUCCUCAGUCUUUCUGUGAGUGGCCUUCAGGGAGCGGAAUCGUGUUCCUGACCUCAACAGAGAGAAGGUUGAAGGCUGAGGUCCUUCAAGAUCCUCCUGGCCUUGGUCCAGCACCACCUGCUGUAGAUCGAGUGCAGGUCAGGGAGCUCGGUGCGGAUGGUGCGCUCUGCUGAUCACACCACCCUCUGUAGAGCUCGUCUGUCCUGCAUGGUGCUGUUCCCGAACCAGGUUGUGAUGUUUCCUGCAGGAUGCUCUCUAUGGUGCAGGAGUAAAAGUUCCUAUGCACCUUGUGGGGCAGUCUGAAGUCUCUCAGGCGGCUGAGGUGGUAGAGACGCUGCUGGGCCUUUUUCACCACGGUGUUGAUGUGACAGGACCAUGACAGGUCCUGCGUCAUGUUAACACCGAGGUAUUUGAAGCUGUCCACUCUCUUCACUGGGCUGUCAUUGAUGACGGGGGUCUGGUAGUUCCUCCUUAGUGCUGAAGUCCACUAUCAACUACUUUGUCUUACUGACGUUUAGAAGGAGGUUGUUCCUCUGGCACCAGUUCUCCAGAUUCCUAAUCUCCUUCAGGUAGGCCGUCUCUCGUUAUCAGAGAUCAGGCCCAACACCACGGUGUCGUCAGCAAACUUAAUGAUGGUGGUGGAGCUGGUAGUGGCCACACAGUCAUAUGUGUAUGAAGAGUAAAGCAGGGGGUCUAGAACACACCCCUGGGGGGCUCCAGUGCUGAAAGUGAGGGAGGCUGAGACAUGAGAGCUGUAGUCGAGGAAGAGCAUUUUAACAUAAUUCCCCCUUCUAGUGUCCAAGUGAGUAAGUGAUGUGUGGAGGAGAUGAAAGAUGGCAUCAUCAGUAGAACGAUUUGGACGGUAAGCAAACUGUAGUGGGUCCAGUGUGUCUGGUAAUGAAGAAAUGAUGAAGUCCUUGACCAACCACUCAAAGCACUUCAUCACUACUGAGGUGAGGGCUACAGGGCGAUAAUUAUUAAGGGAAGCAGGAUGAGGUUUCUUUGGAACAGGAAACCUCAAUAAAUCCUCUCAUGAUAAUCACCAAACAGCUGAGAAUGAGAGUUUCAGUUUAUAAGUAAUGCUAAAUAGUAUAAGUAACGGGUAAGUUAAGUACAGGGUGGAGCGUUUCAUUAACAUUUUGUGUAUUAAAGUGUCUAAGUGUGUAAAGCUUUGUGGUACUAAUCUGAAGAUUGUGAGUUUAAGUUCAACCUGUUUUAAUCGUAAUAAAGAAUUUAA